This is a messenger RNA of Cryptomeria japonica (Japanese cedar), 631 nucleotides long. RefSeq names its product protein LURP-one-related 12-like. NCBI's taxonomy places the organism in Eukaryota, Viridiplantae, Streptophyta, Pinopsida, Cupressales, Cupressaceae. Bases 215 to 631 code for a protein of 138 amino acids. The record is from RefSeq and is a predicted model, not a curated record. The transcript is spliced from 4 exons.
UAGACUUAUGCUGAAAUAGAAGGUUCGUGCUUCCGAGGCAUUGAUGGGGUUGUUAGAUCUGAUUAAGACCGCAAAUUAGGGAAAUGCUUCUUGGAUUGUUAGAUCUGAUUAAGAUCACGAUAUUAGGAAAAUGCGUCUUGGCUGCAAUCAAAAGAAAUAAAAAUAAUACAGAGUGGAUAAUUAUGCAUCCAACGCCAAAAAUGAAGUAUUACUUAUGGAUGGUGUAGGUCAGCUUCUUCUCACAUUGAGGCACAAGAAAUGGAGUGUUGGGAAAAGAUGGGAAGCAUUUAAAGGAGAUCCCAUGGAGUCUGAGAAGCCCACAUUUAGCCUUAUAAAGUCGCUGGGAUUCUCAAACAAGAUUACUGCCAAUAUAUUUGCGAAUGGAAGUAGAAAAACUAAGCUUGGCGAUUACCAGAUCAAAGGGUUGCGCAGAGCAUCCUGCACAAUAUUCAACGACUCAGGAGAGAUCAUUGCACAGGUUAAACGAAAGGAGGCCAAAUCAGAUCUAAUGCUGGGGAACGAUAUUCUGAAUCUGGUUGUGGAAGCGGGAGUAGAUCAAGCCUUUGUAAUGGGGCUGCUUAUUAUCUUUAAUCAGAUUAGUCGACUAAUAAGAAUUUAUAGGAGAGAAUGA